Messenger RNA from Letharia columbiana, 186 nucleotides. RefSeq lists its product as uncharacterized. The coding region runs from base 1 to 186 and encodes 61 amino acids. The record is from RefSeq and is a predicted model, not a curated record. The transcript has a single exon. NCBI's taxonomy places the organism in Eukaryota, Fungi, Ascomycota, Lecanoromycetes, Lecanorales, Parmeliaceae.
AUGACCAACCUCGCUACCUGGCGCGACCGCCACUGGUCCGACAUCAGCGACCGACUCCUCCGUCUAAACACCAUUGACAAAACUAACCUCGACGGCUCACUCCUUGAGAAGGAUACCGUAACCGGCACAUGGGUUUGCAGCUGGCCGGUACUGCAUACGUCCCGUCUCGCAAUUCCCCACCUCUGA